Messenger RNA from Xylona heveae TC161, 1777 nucleotides. Its product is annotated as putative MFS transporter. The record is from RefSeq and is a predicted model, not a curated record. Gene Ontology annotation, biological process: transmembrane transport. The coding region runs from base 222 to 1685 and encodes 487 amino acids. Gene Ontology annotation, cellular component: membrane. Gene Ontology annotation, molecular function: transmembrane transporter activity. The transcript is spliced from 5 exons. NCBI's taxonomy places the organism in Eukaryota, Fungi, Ascomycota, Xylonomycetes, Xylonales, Xylonaceae.
CGACAACAUAUUUAUUAUUCUAAAGAUGACAUGGGAUUUGCGAUAAGAUUGCUGCAGGUCCGAGGUUUCUUCUGAAGCACGUCAGUGUCCUUUUGUAUGGAUAUUGUUGAGUAUUUGACAGAUUAAUAUUAUUCAAUUUCAUUCCUAUAGGAUUGAGGGGUCUUCACAUCUCAGCAGGGAAAUUUUAUAUUAGUACUGCUCCAUCAAUUAUUUUCUCUGCUAUGAUGGAGUCUGAGAAGGCGUUUCCUGGUCCUCAACGCCCUGGCGAGGAUGCGAUUGAAGAGCACAGCUUGUCGACAGACCCUAACGCCGAGCGAAAGCUUGUCAGAAAAUUGGAUUUCUACAUCAUUCCGGUAGUGAUGUUGUUGUACUUGCUAUCAUUUCUAGAUAGGGUAAAUAUUGGGAAUGCGAGGUUGUAUGGUCUUGAGGAGGAUCUAAACCUCACUGGAGACAGAUUCCAGAUUGUUACCUCAAUUCUCUUCGUUCCUUACUUGCUCUCUGAGGUUCCCAGCAAUCUUCUUCUCAAAAAGCUCAGGCCAUCAAGAUGGAUUUCUUUCAUCGCUACCAGCUGGGGGAUUAUUGCAACGCUUACUGGCGUGACUCAAAAUUAUGCUGGUAUGAUCGUAUGUAGACUGGCUCUCGGUCUGGUGGAGGGUGGCCUCUUUCCAGGAUUGACUGUUUAUUUGACAUUAUUCUACACCAAGCGCGAGCUGGCUCUUCGCAUUGGUUAUCUUUUCGUCAGCUCUGCACUUGCUGGCGCCUUUGGUGGCCUUCUCGCCUACGGCAUCGGCCACAUGGAUGGCGUUGCCGGACAACGUGCCUGGCGCUGGAUUUUUAUUCUGGAGGGCCUGCCCACCGUCGUUCUUGGUGUUGCGACUUGGUUUCUCCUCCCAGACGAGCCAGCCACUGCGUAUUUCCUUAAUGACAAGGAGAAGGAGAUGAUGGAGGUUCGUAGGAUGCGGCAGGGUCAGAGCAAGUCAGCGGAGCAAUUUCACUGGGCAGACUUUAGAGCCUGUAUAAAAGACUGGAAAGUUUGGACCUUUUGCAUCGGCCUUUUUGGCGUUGACACGAUGCUCUAUGGUUACAGCACUUUCUUACCAACGAUCAUCAAGGGCCUUGGUCGUUGGACCACGGCCGAAGUACAGGCCUUGACUAUACCGUGUUACGCUUUGGGUGCAAUUUCGUAUUUGGCUGUUGCUAGAUUGUCCGACCAUCAACAGAUGCGAGGGCUUUAUACGGUCAUCUUUGGUUGCAUUUCCGUCAUCGGCUACGGUAUUCUCAUCGCCGAUGCAAGCUCUGGCGUGCAUUAUUUUGGGUGCUUCAUGGUUGGUCUUGGGUUGUACGUGGUGGUAGGGCUGCCUCUGGCUUGGUUGCCGAGCAAUUGUCCUCGAUACGGCAAGCGGACAACUGCUACAGGAUUUCAACUUACUUUUGGAAAUUGUGCCGGCGUCAUGGCGCCAUUUCUUUACAAGACAAUAGAGGCACCGAGGUAUGUCAGAGGACAUGCCGUUACGCUGAGCAUGGUCGGUUUUGCCACUAUCGUUUACGCCUUCAUGUGGUUUUGGCUUGCUCGCGUGAACCGGCGAAGGAAGGCUGGUGCCGAAGAUUAUAAGAUAGAAAACUUGACUGAAGAAGAAGUCGACCGGCUUGGUGAUGAAUCCCCUCAUUUCACUUAUACCAUCUAGCUCAACGUCUCCUACGAUCUAUCUGUAAUUUCUGCGCAUUCAAAAGCAAAGGACUUGGUCAAUGCCCGGAUUCUACCCAAAUUAUUUGGAUU